Molecule: messenger RNA, 1179 nt
Organism: Suillus subalutaceus
Lineage: Eukaryota; Fungi; Basidiomycota; Agaricomycetes; Boletales; Suillaceae
Exons: 2
Coding region: 385-1131 (248 amino acids)
Source: RefSeq, a predicted model, not a curated record
AUAUCGUUCGGCUGACGUUGGGCUGACAUUGACGAGUUAUGCUAAAGUCUAUCGUAUUGGGCUUUGGUUCCAGUAUUCUUCUCUUCAGCGAUUAGCACUUCUAUACCAUGCACUCCUUAAACCCUUCCACUCUUUUAGCUUCGAGACCGUUUCAUACUACACUUCCGCCAACGCAUCCCGCUUCCUCCUCGAGCUUCGAUGAACUGGUAGAGAUCGUGAGAGAGUAUGAGGCCAACGAGAGGAAGGCCAUGACAGAAGAUGUAGCGCAUGCAAUCGUACAGCCUAUACCCUUGCGUCGGCCGAACGUGAUGUCCCUCGCGCACAUCUUGUGCCCCAAUCCUGGAGUUGUUCCGGGCCAAGCAACGGUAGAAGAGAGCAAGGACAAUGUUUCUGCACCAUCGUGGGACUGCACUGGGAGAGAGGUGUCAAGCUGGGAUGAGCCUGCAGGUAAGUGUUUUGUACAUCGUGAAGGAAACGCUUAUCAAGAAGCCACCGCUAGCGUCCUUCGAGGAUAUGGAUGUUUACCUCAACUACUUUGAUGAACAUGAGGAAGAGAUCACUCAGCCACAUUCACCCGUGCAGUCGAAUGCCUCUCCGAUGCUUGGAUGGAUACCUCCCAGUGGUUGCGAAGACAUCGAAGUCGGUCAUGAGGAUCUGUGCUCUUCACCAAUUUCAAAUUCAGUUUUACACCGCGUUCCCCGGGCAUCUGAUGAACCGGUGCAUGUCCAAACAUACCCAGCCACACGGCCUACAGACGUGAGAGCCACAUCAAAGUCAUCGGCACAUCCCCCUGCGCAGCCUCCACGAACACGAGUCGUACUCGCCUCAACUCAACGCACAGGAGCGAAGAGCAAGAGCAGAGACCGUAAAGCCAAGUCGCGGGUGUCUUGUGGGUACGCGCAACCGCCGAGGGGUGGGAUUCCUCCUGCACUGGCUCGAGAUGUGACAAAGUCCCAUGCACUGCGCGUUGAACAGGAACAUAAGCGCAUGCGUGCUGCAGCUGCGAGAGCUGGAAAAGGGAGGAAGCCCAGUGUUCUGCAGAGGGCUAGUACGGAGACUGAGGAUGGAAUGGCGAGGAUCUGUUACCUGCUGCGACGAUUAUUAGUUCACUACCCACGACGACGACUUUGAAGCAAUUAUUCUAGUCUGUGUGAUGCCAGGUGUCGAGCGAUGCCCGUC